AUGGGAAAUUGUACAACUGAAAACUUAUAAUAAUAUGAGAAUGUAGAAUUUACAGAAGGUGAUACAUAUGAGGGAGAAAUGGAGAAUGGAUUUGCAGAGGGUUGGGGCAUAUACACUAGAAAGAAUGGAGAUUAAUAUAUUGGUUGGGUAAUAAUCAAUUAUUUUAAGAAAAGUGGCAUAAUGGAUUUUAACAUGGAAUUGGUAAGGAGAUAUUUGCAGAUAAAACAGAGUAUGAAGGAACAUUUGUAGAAGGAAAGAAACAUGGUAAAGGAAAAAUAACAUUUCCUAAUGGAUCAUCAUAUGAAGGACAUUUUUAGAAGGAUAGUUUUUCAGGAGAAGGAGUAUACAUAUAUCCAAAUGGAAUGAAAUUAAUUGGUACAAUAAUAUAAUAAUUAAGUUUGGUAAGUGGAUUAAUAAUAGAAAAGAAGGCAGUGCAUAGAUUGUAUUUGAGAAUGGAAAUAUAUUUGAAUGUGUAAAACUAUUAUAAAUUAAAAGUAAUACAAAAAUG
Paramecium primaurelia is the source of this 508-nucleotide messenger RNA. Lineage: Eukaryota; Ciliophora; Oligohymenophorea; Peniculida; Parameciidae. The record is from the annotation of a GenBank genome assembly.